Messenger RNA from Prunus avium (sweet cherry), 480 nucleotides. The record is from RefSeq and is a predicted model, not a curated record. Lineage: Eukaryota; Viridiplantae; Streptophyta; Magnoliopsida; Rosales; Rosaceae.
AUGGCGGUGGUGGUGAUGGCAAUGGUGGUGGCUAUGGUGGUUUGUGGGGGAGGUAGUGGUGGAGGAGGUAUGGGUGGUAGUAGUGGUUGCGGCUGUAGUGAGGUGGUGGAGGAGGUGGGGGUGAUAGUGAUGGUGGUGGUGGGAGUGAGCGGUGGCGGUGGCGGUGGCAGUGGCAGUGAUGGUGAUGAUGCUGGCAGUGGUUGUGGUGGUGCUGACGGCGGGGCUGAUAGUGAGGGUGGUAGUGGUGGUGGAGGUAGGGGUAAGGGUGGUGGAGGUGGUGGGUGUGGCAGUGAUGGUGAUGGUGAUGGUGCUGGCGGUAGUGGUGGUGACGUGGGUGAUGGUGGGGCUGAUAGUGAGGGUGGUAGUGGUGGUGGAGGUGGCAGUGAUGGUGAUGGUGAUGGUGCCGGCGAUAGUGGUGGUGACGGUGGAGGUGAUGGUGGGGCUAGUAGUGGGGGCGGAGGUGGGUGGUGGUUGAGGUAG